Plasmodium gallinaceum is the source of this 399-nucleotide messenger RNA. Its product is annotated as conserved Plasmodium protein, unknown function. NCBI's taxonomy places the organism in Eukaryota, Apicomplexa, Aconoidasida, Haemosporida, Plasmodiidae. The coding region runs from base 1 to 399 and encodes 132 amino acids. The transcript has 3 exons. The record is from RefSeq and is a predicted model, not a curated record.
AUGAGUAGGAAUGUAGAUUUGGACAGAUUAGGAGACAUUUUUAAAAAUACCUUAAGUUUAAUGAAAAAUGCGAUGCAAGAUUUAGCUAAAAGAAAUUCAACUAUAUAUAAUUUAUUAUAUACAAGUGAUAAUAUGCAAAACAAACAUGACAACUAUAAUGAGCUUUUAUCUAGUGAAAUGCAUUUUGACAGAAAUAAAAUAAUAAAAUGGGUAUUGAUAGCAUUAAUCAUAUAUAUGGCAUUUAUGGUUUUUUCUUAUUUGUUUGUUAAUUAUAUUCUAUUUUACUUUGUAAUUUUUUCUAUAUGCUUCAUUAUCAUUAAAUAUAUUGUUUAUUAUUAUAACAAUAACGACAUUCCACUAUUACAGAGUUAUCAGUAUUUUGAAUCAAAUGGUGUAUAA